Messenger RNA from Fopius arisanus, 2312 nucleotides. RefSeq lists its product as uncharacterized. The record is from RefSeq and is a predicted model, not a curated record. Lineage: Eukaryota; Metazoa; Arthropoda; Insecta; Hymenoptera; Braconidae. The transcript is spliced from 2 exons. Bases 637 to 1989 code for a protein of 450 amino acids.
UCCAGGAAAUUUGAAGAGAUGAAGAAGUUGGGUUAAGGAAAAUUUAAUAUAUAAUGAAUCAGGAAAAAUCCUCUUGCACUCAGAGGAAAAGUCGGACCAACGUUUUUCUUAUUUUCACAAUUUUCACUAUUGAUUCCUUCACAGAUUACGUUCCGUUCACGAAAGACGUUUCCCCUACGUCCCAGGCCUCCUGGGAGUUCACCAGAUCCCAAAUCAACCGUGAUUUCAUCCCAUGGGGAAAUGGGAAUAGCGUGAAGACCGUCUUUUUCUGUAAUUUAAAUUAGAAUUUUUCGAUCAUCAAAAAUCAGCGAAAAAUGAUUGACAGUUGGAAAAUAACGAUAAAUAUCGAUCUCGAAAAAAGAUCUAUCCGCCUGAUUGACUAGGAUCUAUAACUUUUAUUAAUCGGUUUCUAAUCAGUUUUAUCUUCGAAUUAUCAGAGGUAGCGAAAGCGAACGUUGCGGUGGUCAGUUCCAUGGAGCGUCUAAAAUAGCCAUUAACCUCACUUUGGAAUUCCAUUGUCAACGGCUAUUUCAACACCAAUGCCAUCAUAUGAUCUUGACUGCAAUAAUUACACCAGAUAAACAUCUCAACAAAGAAAUUUAAUAACAAAGGAUAACUGAUCAGACAAAAAAUUCCAUGGAGGUCCCUUACGAGUUCCACCUCCGGCUGGAACGUCUGGCAAUGGUGCAGAUUUCAGCAUCUCUCUGGAAAUUGCCCUCAAUCCUGCAACAAAUGAAAACUUUCUUCACAAAAGAUCACGCAGGAGAGUUUCAACUCCUUCUCAUCCAAUACGUAACGGAGCUCCACCAGAAGGAGAACUGGGGUGUGAUAAUAUCCCACAUCACAUCAAUGAAGCACUCGUUUCUCCCGGUCUUCCUGAAGCCCUCAGUGAUGUACCUAGUGGAGCAGAUGGGGAUGAGAAUUUUCGAAUGGCUGCGCAGCGUAACAGCAAAACUCCUGAAGUACUCGAAGAUCGAGGACUACGCCCAGAACAUUGAAUACUUCAUCGAUAACAUUGAAUGGACAUCAAUGGGGACAAUAGACUCGAUACAAAUCUUCAAAAAUCGUUACGACAACCCCAAUAUCGAUAAAGAUUACUUCAUGUGGUUCGAGGCGUGCAACUACUGCCUGGAGGACUACGCCAAGAAUUUGUGGGCUCAGAGAUCCCCGGAAUCCAAACAGAAAACAAUAUCGAAGAUCAGUGGAACGAUCGACGACGAUUUCUGUCUUGUCGCCUACUGGCAAUCAAUAAUUGACAAAGUCCCAGAUAUCAAGCAACAGCUCUUCAUGAAAAAUGGAAGAGCUGUCAAUCGUCUCUGCAGUUCACGAGACUCAAUAGCUGUUGUCAUGUUCAAGCUUUCUGUUUAUUUAGGUAAUGAACACGCCGUGAGGUACUUCUGGAAUAUGAUGAGCUGUGAGGAGAGAACUAAGAAAGCCAUCACUGGGUGUGAGAUCAUCCUCGAGAGGAGGUGCACUUAUCCAUAUUGCUAUGCAACUUAUUGUAAAAAAUGCAGUGACAUUUUCUGCUUUCUUCUUCUUCAAAUGACACAUGAGGAGAGGCUUCAACUCAUUGCCAAUGAAUUUGAUAAGACAUACGAUCCAUUUAAUACCUGGAUUCUUUUGCUCAAUUGGCCUUGGGAGGAUCUCUUCGUGCAGACGUUGGAGAGAGCCUGGGGGUGCUUCUCCAUAUUUGAUUGUAAAUUCUUUAUUAAUAAGUUUGAGACAACUGUUUAUACUGUCGAUGAGAAUUACAAACUCCCGCAGACGAGCGUUUAUCAUAAGGAGAUUCUUUAUAAAGUUUGUAUGAGCAGUCCCAGAAAUCUCAGGCCACAUUUUACGAGCAGAUAUAAGCAACUGACCACUCCGCCGCCUGAGGUCACCAGGAAGGGACCUGAAAUCGUGAGGAAGCUUAGGCUCUUGAAAAAACCCAGGCUAGAAUUCCGGAGCAGGUGCAGGCAUAAGAAACUGAGAAUCGAGAGGCAGGAGUAAUUCUGGGAUGAAAAUUUAUUCAACAAUUUAUCUGACCUCGUCCAAAAAAAUUUAAUUGGGCGAGUUUAUUAUUUUUGAUUUUCAUUUCUCUUUUUUUGUAAGUUGGUGGAAAUUAUGUAGAUAUUUUUUUAACUGACAAUCACUGCCAAUAUUAAUUGUUCAAGCUAUUGAUGAAUGAUUGAUUAGUGAUAGAUAAAUUGAGCAUAUAUUGUAAAGAUUUUUGGGAGAAAUGUGUAGAUAUUCUUUGGUGGAAAUUUUAUUACCAAAGAGUGAAAUCAAGAGAUUUUUUUUCGGGGUGGAGAGAUUUUUUCAAUCUUUUUCGA